This is a messenger RNA of Diabrotica virgifera virgifera (western corn rootworm), 769 nucleotides long. RefSeq names its product microsomal glutathione S-transferase 1. The transcript is spliced from 3 exons. Lineage: Eukaryota; Metazoa; Arthropoda; Insecta; Coleoptera; Chrysomelidae. The record is from RefSeq and is a predicted model, not a curated record. Gene Ontology annotation, cellular component: membrane. The coding region runs from base 90 to 554 and encodes 154 amino acids.
UCGUAUUGGAAAUUUAAACUGAUACAAACAAUUGCGGCUAAUCGAAGAAUAUUUUAUAGGAAAUACUAGUUAGUUGCCACUGAUCUUAAAUGGAGAGUUCUUCAGGGAUAUCAUUUGACAAGCACGUUCUACGAUGGUACUUCGUUUGCUGUUGUUUUCUAAUUUUGAAGAUGUCGUUUAUGUCGAUUUUCACGGCAGUAAAAAGAGUUAUACACAAGGCGUUUGCAAAUCCCGAAGAUUCAAAACAAAUGAAAGUAGAUCCACAAGUAAAUGAAAAUGUGGAGAGGGUAAGAAGGGCACAUUUAAAUGACCUGGAAAACAUCCCACUCUUUUUCGUCGCUGGAUUAAUAUACACUUUUGCCAAUCCUGGAGCAGCAGGAGCCAAGGCGAUAUUUGUAAUAUAUGUAGUCACGAGAUAUUUACAUACUUUCGUAUACACAGUUGUUCCUCUUCCUCAACCAGCUAGAGCUCUAUCGUGGAGUACCGGAUAUAUUAUUAAUAUAUACAUGGCGAUGUACAGCUUGAUACAUUUUCUAAAAUCAAGUUCAGUUUGAUCUUUUUAAUCUUGAUUAACUUUACUAGUCCAAUAAGAGUAUCGUGAUUGUUACAGAAAAAAUAACUUAUAUAAAUAUAUUACGCUAAUUUAAUUUAAAUUUUAUAGAUAAAUAUUUGUUGUGAAAUAUUGACUGUAUUUUAAUUUGUUAUAAAUGUUUUUAAAUAUAAUAAUUAAGGAUUAACUAAAUAAACGAAAAUACUUGUUUCUAAAUAA